Messenger RNA from Andrographis paniculata, 1861 nucleotides. RefSeq names its product protein GRAVITROPIC IN THE LIGHT 1-like. The record is from RefSeq and is a predicted model, not a curated record. Gene Ontology annotation, biological process: negative gravitropism; response to red or far red light. The coding region runs from base 230 to 1492 and encodes 420 amino acids. NCBI's taxonomy places the organism in Eukaryota, Viridiplantae, Streptophyta, Magnoliopsida, Lamiales, Acanthaceae. The transcript has 2 exons.
UGUCCCCUUUCUUUCUACACGAAUUCUAAGCGUUUUCCCCUCGCAUCGCCGGAUUAGGCAAAGGCAAACUCCCGGAGGAGACGGAAUCUCGCAUCCCGGCCGCUCACCCGCUAUCCUCUCUCCGCCGCCCUCACCGGCGCUCCCUUCGUCACUGGAAGUUCUUACUGCAAUAUUAUCCCCGAGGCCGAAAAGUAGCUUUGGCAAACUUUCUAUUCAGCAGAGAGUAGAUAUGCAAAACAGUGGUACACAACUUCGCGAAAGCAGCAACCAGAAGGUUCAUCCCCAACCAAUGGAAGAGGCGGCGAAUCAGAAUCCGGAAGCUAUAGAAGCAUUAGUGUCGAGGAUAUUUAUGAAUAUCUCUGCCCUGAAGUCUGCUUACAUUCAACUUCAAGCUGCUCAUACUCCUUACGACCCCGACAAAAUCCAAGCUGCUGAUAAGCUUGUAAUAUCUGAGCUAAGGAACCUAUCUGAACUGAAGCAUUUCUACAGAGAGAACAACCCGAAACCCGUUUGCAUCUCACCACAAGACUCCCGGCUAGCCGCUGAAAUUCAAGAACAGCAGAGUCUGUUGAAGACGUACGAGGUCAUGGUGAAGAAAUUUCAAUCUGAAAUUCAGAAUAAAGAUUCUGAGAUUCAUCAUCUUGAGCAGCAGAUUCAGGAGGCAAAUCAGAAACGAGUGAAACUCGAGAAAAACCUAAAGUUGAGGGGCAUGUCAUCAAAAGAAUCAGAUGGGAAUGCCAGUGGAAACGGACAAUCCACGGUGGAAUUGUCCCCCGAACUGUUUAAAUCAGCUGUAGAAGCUGCUUCGAAGGCCAUUCACGAUUUCUCCAAACCAUUGAUCAACAUGAUGAAAGCAGCUGGAUGGGACCUUGAUGCGGCAGCAAACUCAAUUGAGCCGGACACUACUUUUGCCAAAAGGGCCCACAAGAAAUAUGCUUUCGAAUCGUACAUCUGCCAGAAAAUGUUCAUAGGCUUCCAGGACGAAACUUUCUCUGUCGAACCUGCCACUGAAAUGGCCCCUGCAGAGAAUUCUUUUCAGCAGUAUCUUGCCAUGAGGGAAAUGGACCCAUUGGAUGCGGUUGGCCAGAGCCCAGAUUCAACUUUCGGGAAAUUUUGCCAAAACAAAUACCUAACACUUGUUCACCAAAAAAUGGAAGCGUCCUUCUUUGGGAACUUAGAUCAACGAAACUAUAUUGCAGGAGGUGGGCAUCCGAGAACCGCUUUCUACCAGGCAUUCCUGAAACUUGCGAAAGCAAUAUGGCUUUUGCACAGAUUGGCGCACUCUUUCGAACCUUCUGUCAAGAUAUUUCAGGUGAAGCGUGACGCCGAGUUUUCUGAAGUCCACAUGGAAAGUGUGGUGAAAAAUUUCAUCGUGGAUGACAGUGGCGAUCAAAAGCCUAAAGUUGCGCUAAUGGUCAUGCCUGGAUUUUGGAUGGGUGGGAGCAUCAUCCAGGCUCAAGUCUAUCUCACAGGUAUUAAGGUUUCCGAAUAACUGAAUAUGUUUCUGUUUCCAUUUUUUUUUUUUUCUUUUUCGGUCUGUGUUUAUUUAAUCGAGUUUGAGUGCCUGCGUGCUUUAAAUUAUGGUGCAUAUCAGCUUACAUAUAUAUCAAAGACCAUUUCUCGAAAUCAAUUAAGUCCUUGUGUCCCUAUGGCUACUUGAUGAUCUAUUAAUGACUUGAUAAGCGAUUUUUCGGAUUAUUGUCUGUGGAUUAUAGAUUAGAACUCGAUAGGAUAGGUGAGGCCAUGAUCAUUCUACAGGACAAUAGCGUGCGGAAUGACUCAACUGUUGGUUGACAUAUUAUCUUAUGUAAUAUAAUGAUCAUAUCCUUUUAUGAGAAAUAGCCAUUUGAUUUAACAUAAA